AUGUCACACCCAACAUCAGUUAUCAAUGAGGAAUUAGGACCUUUACCAACCAAGGCCCCACAACUUUCCAAAAACGUUAAUGAUUUGUUCUCCUUAAAGGGAAAAGUAGCUUCUGUCACUGGAUCUUCCGGUGGUAUUGGUUGGGCUGUUGCUGAAGCAUAUGCUCAAGCAGGAGCAGACGUUGCUGUUUGGUACAAUUCUAAGAAUGCAGACGCUAAGGCUGAAUACUUAACCAAGACCUACGGAGUGAAAUCCAAGGCAUACAAGUGUAAUAUUUCGGACCCAGAAGAUGUGGAAAAGGUGAUCGGACAAAUUGAGAAGGAUUUCGGCACUAUUGACGUUUUUGUCGCUAAUGCUGGUGUGCCAUGGACCGAGGGCAGAAGUAUUGAAGCGGAUGGGUACGAUGCGUGGAAAAAGAUUGUAGAUUUGGACUUGAGUGGAGUUUACUACUGCGCUAAGACUGUCGGCAAGAUUUUCAAGAAGCACGGAAAGGGUUCUCUUGUGUUAACAGCAUCAAUGUCUGGCCACAUUGUGAAUGUUCCACAAAUGCAAGCUCCAUACAACGCUGCUAAGGCGGGUGUAUUGCACUUGGGUAAGUCCUUAGCUAUCGAAUGGGCUCCAUUCGCUAGAGUUAACACCAUUUCUCCAGGUUACAUUGCUACAGAGAUUUCCGAUUUUGUUCCUGCCGAAGUCAAGGCUAAAUGGUGGCAAUUGAUCCCAUUAGGAAGAGAAGCACUUGCUCAAGAGUUGGUUGGUGCUUACUUAUAUUUUGCAUCCGAUGCUUCUACUUACACGACUGGCUCGGACUUAUUGGUUGAUGGUGGUUACUCCGCCCCAUAG
Molecule: messenger RNA, 840 nt
Organism: Debaryomyces hansenii CBS767
Lineage: Eukaryota; Fungi; Ascomycota; Pichiomycetes; Serinales; Debaryomycetaceae
Product: SDR family oxidoreductase
Exons: 1
Coding region: 1-840 (279 amino acids)
Cellular component (GO): intracellular anatomical structure
Molecular function (GO): oxidoreductase activity, acting on NAD(P)H, oxygen as acceptor
Source: RefSeq, a predicted model, not a curated record